CUACUUCUCUCGCCUCACAUCGACAUCGACGCUCACAGUCCAUUUACCCCAUCCAAACGCCAUCUUCCCUGCUCAAAGCUGAUCGGCUCUUUUCCUUUUUCCGAUCCGUUCCGCUCUCUCUAUAUAAGUCUUUUCCAAAAACACCAUUCUUUAUCUUCCUUCGCCUGUUAUCCGCGUCAUUAAAGAGUACCAUUAGCAGUCCUGAGGCGAAGGAGAAGAGAAAGAGAUGGACUUCAGUUCCUUCUUGACGUCGCUGGGGACGUCGUUCGUGAUCUUUGUGGUGUUGAUGCUGUUCUUCACAUGGCUGUCGAGGAAGCCAGGGAACCAGGUGGUGUACUUCCCGAGCCGAAUCUUGAGGGGGCUUGAGCCAUGGGAGGGCGCCCGGCGUUCGAGGAGUCCUGUGGCGUGGAUUCGAGAGGCCUUUGCCGCUACUGAGGCCGACAUCGUUGCCUCCGCCGGCGUUGAUGCUGCUGUCUACUUGAUUUUCCUAAGCUCUGUUCUGGGAAUAUUUGUCUUGUCUGGCUUGUUAUUACUUCCAGUUCUUCUUCCCAUUGCUGUAACUGAUCAUGCUUACAAGUCUCUUUUGGAGACCAACAGCAAUUCCACCUUCAACAAUCUCGAUAAGUUGGCAAUGGGAAAUGUUCAUGCCAAAAGUUCAAGAUUGUGGGCUUUUCUUCUAGCUAACUACUGGGUCUCGUUCGUGACUUUCUAUGUGUUAUGGAAAUCUUAUAAGCAUGUUUCUGAUCUAAGAGCAGCAACCAGAUCAAGUCAAGCAGUGAGGCCUGAGGAUUAUGCGGUAUUAGUGAGGGAUAUUCCUGCAGAUCUUCAAGGUCAAAGCCGGAAAGAACAGGUAGACUCCUAUUUUAGAGCACUCCAUCCAGAUACAUUCUACAAGUCGAUGGUGGUCACUGACAAUAAACAGGCAAAUAAAAUAUGGGAAGAGCUGGAAGGUUACAAAAAGAAACUUGCAAGGGCAGAUGUGGUUUUUGCAGAAUCUAAAACCACAAGUAAUCCAGAGGGAACUAGGCCAAACAACAAAACUGGCUUCCUUGGUCUUAUUGGUGAAAAGGUGGACACCAUCAACUACUGCAAUGAGAAGAUAAAUGAGUUAGCCGCAAAAUUAGAGAUUGAACAGAAAGAGACGCUCAAGGAUAAACAGCAAGCUGCAGCUUUGGUUUUCUUCACCAGUAGAGCAGCUGCGGUUUCGGCCUCCCAGACUCUUCAUGCUCAAAUGGUGGAUACUUGGACUGUUACAGAAGCACCUGAACCGCGACAGUUGAUUUGGAAAAAUUUAACUAAAAAGUUUUUUGAGAGGCAGAUAUGGCAGUAUGUUGUGUAUGGUAUUGUUUUUCUGACAGUAGUUUUUUACAUGAUUCCGAUAGCAGCAAUAUCUGCUUUUACAACCUUACAGAACUUAAGGAAAUAUCUUCCCUUCCUGAAGGUAAUUAUUAACCAGAAAGCAGUUAAGACAAUCUUGGAAGCUUAUCUUCCUCAGCUUGCCCUUAUUAUAUUCUUAGCAUUGCUACCAGCUCUUCUUUUAUUCCUGUCCAAGGCAGAAGGUAUCCCUUCUCAGGGCCAUGUGAUCAGGGCAGCUUCUGGAAAGUACUUCUAUUUCAUUGUAUUUAAUGUCUUUCUUGGAGUUACUAUAGGAGGGACAUUGUUUGCAUCUUUGAAGAUCAUAACCAAGACACCUAAGAAAAUUGUGAAUCUAUUGGCAGACAGCUUGCCACCAAAUGCAACCUUUUUCGUGACAUAUGUUGCACUGCAAUUCUUUGUAGGGUAUGGCCUUGAGCUUUCACGUCUGGUCCCUCUGAUCAUAUUCCAUCUUAAGAAGAAAUAUUUGUGUAAAACUGAAGCUGAAGUAAAGGAAGCUUGGGCUCCUGGAGACUUUGGUUAUGCUACUAGAGUUCCAAGCAACAUGCUUAUCAUGAUGGUGGUUUUUUGCUAUUCUGUAAUAUCUCCUAUAAUCAUUCCCUUUGGUGCUGUGUACUUUGGCCUUGGGUGGCUUAUUGCACGCAAUCAGGCACUGAAUGUCUAUGUCCCUUCAUAUGAGAGCUACGGGCGGAUGUGGCCUCACAUACAUUCCCGAAUCGUCGCUUCUUUAAUCAUCUUCCAAGUAUUGAUGUUUGGCUAUUUGGGUUUGAAGAAAUUCUACUAUGCUCCUUUAAUGAUCCCUCUUAUCAUACUAUCAUUCAUCUUUGCUUACACAUGUAACAAGCGCUUCUAUCAAUCAUUCUUCAAUACCCCUUUGGAGACUGCAUAUAAGGAUACAAAGGAAACACCCAAUUUGGAUUCUGUCUAUGCUGCAUAUAUUCCUCCUUGUCUGAAACCAGAGAAACCGGAUGAUGUUGUUGAGAACUACGAGGAUGAGAAGACUAACGUAUCGAGAACAUCAUCUGUCUGAUGUAAAUAGUUGGUGUUCAAAAGUUUGGAUUUUAGGAUUGUUUAGCUAGGUUAUGUAAGUUAUAAUGUAAGGCUGUUUAUCAGGUUUAGUGUGUGUUGUAUUGUUUACAUUUCUGGCUGAAGUGGCUUGACUCUUUUGCUUAUGUUACAAUUUUUCAUUUUUUGCUCAGUAUGUAGCUGAUGGUUUGGAAUGAUUUGUGUGGUGGUUGAUGUGGUUGUUUGUUUUGGUUAUACAAGUGGUUGUUAGUUGGUAUGAAAUUUGGAAACUUUGGGUCUUGGUUGAGAUUGUUGAACUUUCAUGAGGGCAAAAACUUUAAAUUUGA
This is a messenger RNA of Dendrobium catenatum, 2726 nucleotides long. RefSeq names its product CSC1-like protein ERD4. The coding region runs from base 227 to 2404 and encodes 725 amino acids. The record is from RefSeq and is a predicted model, not a curated record. NCBI's taxonomy places the organism in Eukaryota, Viridiplantae, Streptophyta, Magnoliopsida, Asparagales, Orchidaceae. The transcript is spliced from 6 exons. Gene Ontology annotation, cellular component: plasma membrane. Gene Ontology annotation, molecular function: calcium-activated cation channel activity.